This is a messenger RNA of Arabis nemorensis, 588 nucleotides long. The record is from the annotation of a GenBank genome assembly. NCBI's taxonomy places the organism in Eukaryota, Viridiplantae, Streptophyta, Magnoliopsida, Brassicales, Brassicaceae.
AUGUUAAGUUGUUACCACCAGCUCUUAUGCUUUGCUUCUGACACUGGUAUUCAUCUGUGUGACCCCGUAAACAAGGAGUUAAACAAAUCACCCGAAUCUACUUUGUCUCCAUGGUGUUUCAAUAGCUCAGACGGCGAGUGUCUCGUCUCCUUUGGAUUUGUAGACGCCAAGAACCAGUACAAAGUCAUCAAGUGGCCCCAGGACUUAGAGGAGAACCGUACAAGAAGGUUGCCAAGUGGCCUCAUCACGACUUGGAAGAAAGUUGAUCUCAAGUUUGAGGUAUUGAAUAUGGAUAUUGCAGAAGAUGGUCACCUUAAAGUAUCCAGUUGGAGAAGGCUACGUAGGCCAUGUCCCUAUCUACUACAACUCUCUUCUCGGGUUCACGUCAAUGGGUUCAUCUACUGGACCACUAGUGAUUUUCAGAUCGUGUCUUUCUCUUUACAAGACGAGACUUUCUCAACCCUAAACCUUAAACCUCCUUGCUUCCGCCUUGACACACAAGGAUCACAACACAAAUCAUCUCGAUUUUUCACGUUAUCUGGAAGCCGCGGAAACUUAUGGAUGAUAGAUUACCAUGUCUUGUCUUAA